This is a messenger RNA of Lodderomyces orthopsilosis Co 90-125, 507 nucleotides long. RefSeq lists its product as uncharacterized. The record is from RefSeq and is a predicted model, not a curated record. Gene Ontology annotation, molecular function: protein binding. Lineage: Eukaryota; Fungi; Ascomycota; Pichiomycetes; Serinales; Debaryomycetaceae. Bases 1 to 507 code for a protein of 168 amino acids. The transcript has a single exon.
AUGGCAGCGAAGAGACUCGAUUUAAUAAAGUUUUCUAUGGAUGGUUUUCAUGUAUUUCAUUUGAAUCAUACUGAACGUUGGCGACAUCCAGCUAACAUUUCUGACUUGUGGAUUUGCCUUCUGCUGUUAUUGUUCUCUCAUUUGCGAGAAUUGACUUUAGAAGACUCUGGAAUUAGAGACACAACCCCACUUUCCACCAUUGGAAUUGGUGGAUUGGAAUUUGUAUCAUUGUACAAGAAUGACAGUAUCCACUGGAAUAUUUUAGACCUGGAUUUUUUACAAUUUGCAAAUUUGACACAUUUAUACUUGAGUUUUUGCCAAAUCAAGAAUCAUAUUGAUAACUUCGUGUUUCCCGAUUUCCUAAACAUGUUGGAUUUGUCAAACAAUCGUAUAAUAUCUGUUGAAAAGGUGUUUUUUCUAAAGUGCCAUCUAAGUCUGUGCUUAAACUCUGAUUUGCUUACAAGUCCAUGUAACCCCGGGUUCCAAAAGACACUCCAAAAGCUCUGA